Messenger RNA from Cladophialophora carrionii CBS 160.54, 1386 nucleotides. RefSeq lists its product as uncharacterized. The coding region runs from base 1 to 1386 and encodes 461 amino acids. The record is from RefSeq and is a predicted model, not a curated record. Lineage: Eukaryota; Fungi; Ascomycota; Eurotiomycetes; Chaetothyriales; Herpotrichiellaceae. The transcript has a single exon.
AUGUCUCACUCGCCGCCUCCACCGUCUGUCGAUGGCCACGGCCAUGGAGCAGCCCCCUUUCUGCACAACUUGACUCAGCGGUUACGCAAAGGCUCCAGUGCAAGCUCGCAAUACUCGGAAGCUGCCCUAUCCCCUCCAGUGACGGUCGACCCAAUGUCCAGAACAGAGGCCGCCCGGGCCGCGCGACGAAUGAUACUGUCGUUAGUCCGAGACGACUGGGACUGGCCGAAUCUCCCGCCGGAACUACCAGCAGACGACACCAAAAGAAUUCCGCCUCGCGAACCCAUCUGCUUCCGCUUGCGAGAGGAGGCUCAAUCCGACCUCGAAGCCGAGAUGUCACACAACAAACGACGAUCAAAGAGCGAUCCCUACAAAUUCGAGAGCCCCGACACGGUUGGGGAUGUCAUAAGCGAGCGCAGAAGAAAACGCAGGAAACAGGUAGAAGAAGAGAUGGCAUACAAUGAAGGACUCAGGAUCUGGCAGGAAAGGCGGGAUGCAUGGACAGGAGCGUUACAGCAUAGGCCCUACAGUAACAAACCUACCGAGAGACGGCCCUCUCCGACGACUAAGCGACCAUCCUACAAAUCCCGGCUGUCCCAAGUGUUUGUCCGGGACAAGACAGCCGACACCAACCCGCGUGCCCACUCACACACUCAUUCUCAAUCCCAGUCGCUUUCGACGGAUGGCGGCUCAAGCUGGCCAGCUUCACCAGUCUCUCCCACCCCAGAAUCUUCCAGUAUAGACAGCGUGGAAGCGGCUUCUCCUGGCAUCACCACGCGUACCACGACAAACACAACUGUCGAACCCAGCACUCCCCUUACGCCUUUUCCCACCACGGUACCGGCAUCCCCGUCGUCCUCGACUACCGAGCCAGGCCCGUGGCUUCCAAUAUACCCGCCAAUGCUGCCGAAAGAUGAUAUAAUCAGCGAAAAGAUCAAACCCGCCGCGUAUCCGACAAUCUACAGCAAAAUCGUGGUGCAGGGACUGUCUCCCAACAUCCCCAUCCCACUCAGCCAUAUGAUCCCCGCUCUCGUGGAGGGUUGGAAAUCCGAGGGCAAUUGGCCUCCCCAGCCCAGCGCUCCGCUCGCGGCAGACGUCAAGAGAGGACGAAAAUCCUCCACCUUUGCAAAAUGGCGGAAGGAACACUGCGACAAGCCAACGGGCGGGGAAGUCGCCGUCGUGGGCAGCAGCCGCGCCAAUGAUGAUGAAGCAGGCCACAGAAGCAGCAUACGCCGGAGUAUCGGCAUGAUGCGUAAAGUGGGAUCGUUGCUCGGCGGCGCCAUGAGCAGUACCGACGGCCUGGACGAGCUGGGCAUUGAGUUCAGCGAAAAGGAUCAAGCCGGGUUAGACCGGAACGUUGCCUUGAACAAGGGAUUAGUUCACUAG